UCCUCAAACGAGAAGGCUUAUCUAGAUUUAGAUGCCAAUGUACAUAACCACCAAACUGAAACAGCAGGAACUCCACUGUGCGGCGGGAGAGGAGCCGUCAUGGCCAGCCUGAAGCUCCCUUACUACUAUCUUCAAAAUGCCCGCGAAUCGAAUUCCAUGCUCUCUUUUCCCACUACAGUCAUAAGCACAAAAUUUUCUCUUCCAUUUGCCACGGGUUAUAGGGAUUGUGCAAGCUCGGUAAUUAGCACUGUUUCUCUAAUUUACCAUAGUGGCUUGUACUGCCGGUGGUCUAAUACAAAGAGAGUAAGGGGAGAAUGGUUCACUACAAGAGCACAGCCCAUGGCUGAGGAACUAUUAGAAGAUAUUUCCGUGGAUCUUCCAACCAGUGGCAACUCUAUACGCCAGAGAUUCCUCAACUUCUAUGCUGCUAGAGGUCACAAGGUGCUUCCAAGUUCGUCUCUUGUGCCAGAUGAUCCUACUGUUCUAUUGACAAUUGCAGGAAUGCUUCAGUUCAAGCCCAUCUUCCUUGGGAAGGCACCAAGGGAAGUGCCUUGUGCCGCUACCUCUCAAAGAUGCAUACGUACAAAUGACAUUGAGAAUGUGGGUCGAACUUCUAGACACCAUACCUUCUUUGAAAUGCUUGGGAAUUUUAGUUUUGGAGAUUAUUUCAAGGAGGAAGCAAUCCGAUGGGCCUGGGAGCUUUCAAUAUCAGAAUAUGGACUCGCAGCUGAUAGAUUAUGGAUUAGUGUUUAUGAAGACGAUGAUGAAACUUUUGCAAUAUGGCACAAUGUGAUAGGCGUUCCUGAAGAUCGAAUAAAAAGACUAGGUGAAGAGGACAACUUUUGGACCAGUGGAAUAACUGGUCCUUGUGGUCCAUGCUCUGAAAUUUAUUAUGAUUUCCAUCCUGAGAGGGGAUCUGAAGAUGCUGAUCUUGGAGAUGACUCAAGAUUUAUAGAGUUCUACAACCUUGUAUUUAUGCAAUACAACAAAAAAGAUGACGGUUCACUCGAACCUUUAAAACAAAAGAACAUAGAUACGGGACUUGGCUUGGAGAGGAUGGCUCGCAUUCUGCAGAAGGUACCAAACAAUUAUGAGACUGACGUAAUCUUUCCCAUCAUAGAGAAGGCUUCAGAAUUGGCAAAUGUCUCAUAUGCACUUGCAGAUGAACCUACAAAAACCAAGCUUAAAGUCAUUGGGGACCACAUGCGUGCAAUUGUAUUUUUAAUAUCAGAUGGAGUUGUCCCAUCAAAUAUUGGAAGAGGAUAUGUGGCUCGGCGUCUCAUUAGAAGGGCUGUUCGAACUGGCAGGUUGCUUGGUAUAAAAGGUGAUGGGACAGGCAACGUUGAAGGAGCUUUUUUGCCAAUCCUAGCUGAGAAAGUAAUAGAGUUAAGCACCCAAAUAGAUCCUGAUCUGAAGAUAAAAUCGUCUCGUAUUGUUGACGAAUUAAAAAGAGAGGAACUUCGUUUUGUACUCACACUAGAAAGGGGAGAAAAGCUUCUUGAGCAGAUGUUAGCAGAUGCAGUAUCAAAUUCUCAAGGAACUGGAAAUGUUCCCUGUAUAUCUGGCAAGGAUGCAUUUCUUUUGUAUGACACAUAUGGAUUUCCAGUGGAGAUAACCAAUGAAGUUGCUAAUGAACUUGGUGUUGGUGUAGAUAUGAAAAGCUUUGAUACAGAAAUGGAGAAACAAAGACGCCAAUCUCAAGCUGCACAUAAUACUGUAAAACUCAUGGUUGAAAAUGGUGCAAAUCUAACAGAGAGUGUUCCUGAUACUGAAUUUCUUGGUUAUAAUACCCUUUCUGCCAAGGCAGUGGUUGAGGGUUUGCUGGUAAGGGGCAGUCCUGUGUCAUGUGUCUCUGAAGGAAGUGAAGUGGACAUUUUUCUUGACAAAACCCCAUUUUAUGCUGAAUCAGGAGGUCAAAUUGGAGAUCGUGGUUACCUGUAUGUCAUGGAGGACGGAAACCAUCCAAAAGCUGUCAUAGAAAUUAAAGAUGUCCAGAAAUCUCUUGAUAGCGUAUUUGUACACAAAGGAACUAUUACGGAAGGUACAGUGGAGGUUGGUGGAGAAGUAGAAGCUGCAGUAGAUGCAAAGCUAAGACAGGGAGCUAAGGUUCAUCAUACUGCUACUCAUUUGCUCCAAUCAGCUCUUAAAAGAGUAAUAGGCCAGGAAACAUCUCAGGCUGGCUCAUUGGUGGCUUUUGACCGUCUUAGGUUUGAUUUCAACUUCCAUAGACCUUUACAAGACAAUGAGCUCAUGGAAAUUGAAAGACUAAUCAACACAUGGAUUGGAGAAGCAAUAUUUUUGGAAACCAAAGUCAUGUCCUUGACUGAUGCAAAAAGAGCUGGAGCUAUUGCUAUGUUUGGAGAAAAAUAUGGAGAACAGGUGCGCGUGGUCGACGUCCCUGGUGUGUCAAUGGAAUUAUGUGGUGGCACUCAUGUCAGUAAUACUUCUGAAAUACGUGGCUUCAAAAUAAUUUCUGAACAGGGAAUUGCAUCUGGAACCAGGCGCAUUGAAGCCGUUGCUGGUGAUGCUUUUAUAGAGUAUGUCGUUGCCAGAGAUAACUAUAUGAAGCAGCUAUGUUCCUCUCUCAAAGUUAAAGCAGAAGAAGUUCCAACCAGGGUGGAAGCUCUUAUGGGAGAGUUACGCGCUGCAAGAAAUGAAGUUUCAGCUGCACGUGCAAAAGCUGCUAUCUACAAAGCAUCAGCAGUUGCUAACAGGGCAUUUACCGUUGGAACUUCAAAAAAGAUUAGGAUGGUAGUUGAGUGCAUGGAAGAUAUUGAUGCAGAUUCUCUUAAGAGUGCUGCAGAAUAUUUGGUAGAUUUCUUACAAGAUCCAGCUGCCGUGAUCCUAGGCUCAUGCCCUAGUGAAGAGAAGGUCAGUCUGGUUGUUGCUUUAACCCCGGGAGUAGUAGAUCUUGGAAUUAAAGCAGGUGAAAUAAUAAAGCCUAUAGCUAAAUUGUGUGGUGGAGGAGGGGGCGGCAGACCUAAUUUUGCACAGGCAGGUGGAAAGAAGCCAGAGAAUUUGGUGGGUGCGCUGGAAGAAGCUAGAAAAGACAUAACAAGGCAGCUUGAAAAAUGAGAGUAGAAGUAUCCACAUUCAUGCAGGAGGAUGAAGAUGAUUGCGAUUCCAAUACUACUAAUCUGAACUGAACUGACGUUUAAGAUAAAUGGAACGCAAAAAGCAAAUGAUAAUAGUGGUGGUGGUGGUGGAUGGAAUCAGGGAAUAGGUAGGUUAUAGGUAGGUAGCCGACGUUGCGCAUCACCGAUGGAGGUGUAGCCCUUUUCUUAGUAUCCUGAAUCUGUUGGCGGGGCUUCAUGUAAAAUCUUGUACAUGAUAUUAUUAUUAUUAUUAUUGCAAAUAUGCUUAAACCGAAACACAAAUUAACGCAGCCAGCCAGCGCGCUAGUAUUUAUUUCAGCAGUAGGGGUGGUGUUUAUCAAGUAUUGUAUUGUAUCGUAUACAUAAUUAAUAAUUAAUUAGUUGCAAACCAUAUGUGUCAAUGUG
Messenger RNA from Ipomoea triloba (trilobed morning glory), 3500 nucleotides. RefSeq names its product alanine--tRNA ligase, chloroplastic/mitochondrial. The record is from RefSeq and is a predicted model, not a curated record. Gene Ontology annotation, cellular component: cytosol; chloroplast; cytoplasm. Bases 100 to 3075 code for a protein of 991 amino acids. The transcript is spliced from 14 exons. Gene Ontology annotation, molecular function: alanine-tRNA ligase activity; aminoacyl-tRNA deacylase activity; amino acid binding. Gene Ontology annotation, biological process: alanyl-tRNA aminoacylation; tRNA modification. Lineage: Eukaryota; Viridiplantae; Streptophyta; Magnoliopsida; Solanales; Convolvulaceae.